CACUGCUGAUACAAUUACAUGAUAAGACUCAAAGAGUAAAGACUGUAGUGCCGAUCUUAAAUUCUAUUACAAUUAGAUAGAAUAUAUGUAAAUUUAUCUUUCCAAUAAUUUGUGCCUUAAAUUUUUUAUAUAGACUUGUUUUUGUGCAGAAGGCAUGCUCAAUUUAUUGUUUUUAAUUCUUAUUUAUGCUCCAAGUUCAUGGUUCACUUUGGCGAGAGAGUAUUACGAUAUAAAAAAAUCUGGACAAGAAUUACUUUUGUGUCGCAAAUGCGGUGCUGAUGUGGCCGACUCGUACUAUUUAUUUAGCAAACAUAGUCCAGGAGUGAAAAAAUCAGAUAUACAAAACUUAUUUGGGCAACAAAAUGUAACUGUCCAAACUUUAAUGAACCCAUUUGGUAUUAAAUUUGACAUUGUAACUGCGAAAAAAGCUAGAUGUUUGAAUGUGGGCCCUAGCCAAGGGGCAGAUUCCUGGUUUCCUGGUUACACUUGGAAAAUAUGCACAUGUCCACAUUGCGGGCAACAUUUAGGUUGGACAUUUGAAAGAGCUGAUAAAACUACUCUUAACAAGGAAAAGGACAAUGUGACUUUGUUUCAUGGACUUAUAUUGAACAAUAUUCUUGGAGAAAACUUUACAGAUUCACUUAUAAUGAUGCCAAAGAUGUAUAAAAUGUGAUUGAUAAUGGGUACUCUCGAUAAUACAUGGAUGCAAAGACUCGGUGCGAAUAUUUCUUUAUGACUGAAUAUUAAAACCAUUAUAUUUAUUGAAUUGUU
Molecule: messenger RNA, 771 nt
Organism: Danaus plexippus (monarch butterfly)
Lineage: Eukaryota; Metazoa; Arthropoda; Insecta; Lepidoptera; Nymphalidae
Product: protein cereblon-like
Exons: 4
Coding region: 155-673 (172 amino acids)
Source: RefSeq, a predicted model, not a curated record